AUGCAAUUCAGCUGGCCAUACCCUGAUCCCGAGACCAUCGAUGGUUACUGGGGCAAGCCAACCGCUUUAAUAGAUUGGUGUGAAGAGAAUUACGUUGUGACUCCAUAUAUUGCAGAAUGGUGUAACACUAUAACGAACGCUGCUUUUUUGGUGGUUGCUUUUUAUUGUACUUAUUCUGCUUACACGAACAAAUUGGAGAAAAGAUUUAUAUUCAUUGGUCUUGGUUUCUCCUUGGUUGGUAUCGGCUCUUGGCUUUUCCACAUGACUUUGCAAUAUCGCUUCCAAUUGUUGGACGAACUGCCAAUGCUUUAUGCUACUGUUAUACCAUCUUGGAGUAUCUUUGUUGAGAACCAGGAGAACUUGAUUAAAAAUGUCGAUGAACGUAAGGCUAAAUCCCUCAGAAUUCAAUUUAUUUAUUCCGCUUUACUGUUCGGAUUUGUGUCUAUUUUAACUUGGCUAUACAUUGUGGUCAGAGUUGUUGAAAUCUUCCAAAUCUUAUACGGUGUCCUGACAGUUAUGGUCGUCAUAGCUUCUGGUAUCUUAACAUACAGAGAUGUUCAUGAUCCCGUGGCAAAGAGAAAUUUAUUUACCACUAUGUGCUUAGGUAUUGUACCAUUUGUCCUUGGCUUUAUCUGCUGGCAAUUAGAUAUUCACCUGUGCUCAUUGUGGAUCCACAUCAGAAGGACGUAUUUGGAACUACCUUUAGGCAUUCUCCUAGAACUUCACGGCUGGUGGCAUUUAUUGACCGGUACUGGUGUAUACAUCUACGUGGUGUACUUACAGUACUUGAGAGUUAUGACGCAAGGUAGGGGUGACGACUACAUUUUCAUUUACAGAUGGAGUUUCUUCCCAGAACUGGUUAAAAAGGGACUAACUGUAAGAACUCCAUAUUCUCUUGAGUUCUGGGGACCAAGAGCCGACGUGAAAGCGACAAAAAAAGAAUGA
Messenger RNA from Nakaseomyces glabratus, 945 nucleotides. Its product is annotated as ceramidase. Gene Ontology annotation, cellular component: endoplasmic reticulum membrane. Gene Ontology annotation, biological process: ceramide catabolic process; ceramide biosynthetic process. The record is from RefSeq and is a predicted model, not a curated record. NCBI's taxonomy places the organism in Eukaryota, Fungi, Ascomycota, Saccharomycetes, Saccharomycetales, Saccharomycetaceae.